AUGGCCAGGAUCCAGCCCUUCAGAGUCGAGCAAUGGAUGGAUCAGUACGAAACCACGCCGGACGUUUUAAACGUGGCCGAGACGUGUGCGUCUUCCGUUAGCCUCGACGAGCUACAAGAUUUAUCAGACAACGACCUGAGGAUGCCGCUGAUCGAUACUUCGCGCCCGCUCACAUACGGCGCGAUACGGGGUUCGGAGGCUCUCCGUAAGAGUGUGAGUAGAACUCACAUUGGUGGAGAGAGCAGUGCAGACGACGUAGUAAUCACACAAGGCGCCAUUUCGGCCAACUUUCUCGUGUUUUAUGCACUUGUCGGCAAGGGUGAUCACGUUGUGUGUGUAUACCCAACAUACCAACAGCUAUACACCGUCCCGGAGAGCCUUGGGGCUGAGGUAUCACUGUGGAGGCUAAAACCGGAACACGAAUUCAUUCCGGCCGUCGAGGAACUCGCUGAACUUCUCAGGCCGAACACAAAGACUAUAGUCACAGGCUCCAUGUCUAAGGCGUACGCCCUGGCGGGGAUCCGCGUCGGAUGGGUGGCUUCCAAAGAUGCCUCUAUCCUUCAAGCCAUCCUUUCCGCGAGAGACUACACCGCCAUCAGCGUUUCUCAGCUCGACGACCAAGUUGCGCAAUACGCCCUAUCCGAGCGCGUCUUCUCCCGGCUACUUCAACGAAAUUUAGCACUCACAAGGGAAAACCUUGCACUUCUAAAAGUAUUUGUCGAGAGCUACCCUUCCAUAUGCUCAUGGGUCCAGCCGAAUUCGGGUACAAUGGCAUUCAUACGGUUUACCAGCGGUGGCCAGAGCAGAGAGCCCGUAGAUGACGUCAAAUUUUGCCUUGACGUCCUAUCCAAGACGAACGUUAUGCUUGUACCUGGCUCAAGAUGCUUUGGUGAAGACAGGGACUUUAUGGGCUAUGUAAGGAUUGGCUACGCCUGUUCAACACCGAUCCUCGCCGAAGCAUUGCAGAGACUUGGCUCUUACCUCGAGCAAAACAUCCUUUAG
Parascedosporium putredinis is the source of this 1002-nucleotide messenger RNA. Lineage: Eukaryota; Fungi; Ascomycota; Sordariomycetes; Microascales; Microascaceae. The record is from the annotation of a GenBank genome assembly.